UACAGGGACAUGGAGCCUUUCAAUAUUGAGCGCGGCAAGUCAGGCACCUCAUGAUCUGAUCCUCUGAACAUGACAAAUCAGUUCUCAAUGGAUAUAAUUAGCCCCCGAUGCUUCCCCCUUUCCUCGUAUGCUCUCCAGAGAUCUAUAGAUCACAUUCAUUCAGAAUAGUCACCAGCAUUUUCUCCACAAACUCUUUCGUUUAAGCAACAAAAAUGCAUCUCUUCUCAGUCUCUAUCUUACUCGGUUCAGCCUGCUCUGUUCUUGCUGAGCUAUCAGCUGGGCAGCGCAUAAGCUUGACGGCAUUAAAGUCAAUCGUCGAGCGGCAGAUACAAUUGUGUACACCAGUCCCACCACCAUAUACCUGCGAACAUUCCUGCGGUCCAGGAAACAUUGAAUGCAUCUCAUUCCCCACCUGCUACAAUCCAAGUGCUGGGGAGACCUGCUGUUCCAAUGGAGAUUACUGCCCGAAGGGAUACUUCUGUACAAAUGCAGGCUGCUGUCCUAACGGGUCUUCACUCGCAGAAUGCGGUGCAGCCUUUACCUUGAGCAUCAUUCCACCUCCCACCGGAUCGCCUAGUUCUCCCAGCCCAUCGUCUACGAGCUCUGCGGUCACUACAAGUAGCUCUUCUAGCUCUAAUUUGACUCCCCCUCCUUCUUCGACCCCGACUCCGACUACCCCAGCCAGUCCAACCACUCCCUCGGCAUCCGAGUCACCUAGUCCGACGAAAGCAUCUCCAACAACUACACCCAAAAUUGCAACACCUUCUUCGAAUUCGACGAGUACGUCAACGCCGGCCGUUUCAACUGUACAACCGGGUGCGGCUGGAAAGACGUUUAGUUUCAAUGUCAUUCACGUAGCUCUCGGUUGGUUUGGUGUGCUCAUUUUGGUGCUGUAAAUAAAUCUGCAUUGGAAACUCGGGAAUGACGUAUAAUUUCGGAAAGGAAAGAUAUGAUGCAGAACAUCAGGAGUCAGCAUUCAGGUCAUGGGCCUCGUUGAAAUAGGCACUACCAACACACAAUGAAAGUUCCUCCAAGAUAUAAUGCUAUCCUCUGUAAAAUUUCAAGUCUUCUGACCGAACAUGCUUUUUAGAUUUUCGGGAGCUGCCGGGUCCACGGGGGAUCUAUAAGUUGACCGAGGUCUUUGGAACCCAAGAGGAUCUCGUUGGAACCAUUCCAAUCCCAACACGUUAUAUUACCCAUG
Hyaloscypha bicolor E is the source of this 1201-nucleotide messenger RNA. RefSeq lists its product as uncharacterized. The coding region runs from base 213 to 896 and encodes 227 amino acids. The record is from RefSeq and is a predicted model, not a curated record. NCBI's taxonomy places the organism in Eukaryota, Fungi, Ascomycota, Leotiomycetes, Helotiales, Hyaloscyphaceae. The transcript is spliced from 2 exons.